UUAUUAAUAUGUUCCGUGUUUUUUUCUGUUUCCAAGGAUCAUAUGAUGAUGCUAGCCCAACGAGGCUCCUCGGCAAAUAAAAACUCUGAGCAGAUGCCCGCGAUAAUGCGUAACUCCCAAGUGUAUACCCGUUCCCACACGACCGGUCCCACUUCAGUAAACAGUGGCGAUCGAAUGACAACCUCCUUUACCGUUGCAUUCGGGAGUUCGUCGCCGCGUUCAAUCUGUACGAAAGCUAAUGAGGCAAUUUUGCGUUCACAGGCUGCUUUCGAAGCACGCCUAGCUAGUUACCUCAAUGGUAGACAUAGCGGUUGCUUCCUCACUCAAUCUUCAGCUUACACCAACUAUGCGCUCUACGUUAAACCUGAUCUCUUACCCGAAAACCAUCCCAUUCGCAGGCAUCUCCAUGAAGGUCAUCACCAUGUGAGCACCCCCAGGCGGGCCGCUUCUGCUAAUCCAACUGUUCAUACUGCCGCCAUCAAGAAACCGACUCUAAUUAGUGGUGCUGUUAUAUGUUUUUCCUCACUUUUCGAAAUUCGCUAUUUAUUUCUUCAUUGUCGUAAAGUGGGUGAAAGGGGACUACGAGAUGGAAGUGACACCCGUCAGGCACCACAGGCGAAACAUCGCUCAAGGCCAACAGUUCGACUUCCACCACCUGGUAAUAUUGAUAAUACAGAGGCAGCAGCAGCAGCAACAGCUAACUUGCCACAACCAACCCGAAGGGCCGCAAGCUCUCAGCACUUUGCUGAACCUACAAUCGCUUUUGCGAGUAAAGUUAAGGGCGCUCUUCCUCCUGAGAUUUCACGAAAAAUAAGCGGGGAUGUAACUCCACCAAAGCGAAGGCCUGUUCCAGGACGUUCUACUAUACCUCGCGGGCGGUGCAACAGUUAUGCUGCUCCCACCACUGCGUGGACAAAUCGUCAGAGGGCAAAUUCUCAGGAUCGGAAAACAUCAGCACCUUCAGCUGCAGGAAGUGAUAAUCGAAUGACAACCUCUGUUAUUCUUCCACGUCGAAAGCCCACUAUGCCAGCUUCCACGAUGAAGCCAACGCGAGGUGAAGGAGAUGAGGCACGGGGUCGUGCCAAAUUAAAAGAACAAAUGAAGCAAAGCACUACACCUGUCCAACCACCGCAGCAUAAGACCCAACCUCCUCGGACUGCUCCAUUGAAAGCAAUUCCGGCUAAAAAGACCGCUGCCAAUAAAUCUUCGAAUGAACCAAUCAAGCCUAAUACCUCAGAAUGUCUUGCUCCGACCAAUGUGAAAUCAAAACCUAUUGCACCUCGGAAAGCCAAUGAUUUUGAAUCAGUACCUGAAACUCCAAAAUCAGUUGCUAAGCCAAAUCCAGCACAUCCAACUUCAACUAUAAAGCGGCCUCCGACAGCCCUCACACCGGAGCCUCAGGAGAUCUAUGGCGAAUCUUCAACAGAACCCAUAUCAUCUUCCCAACCGCCCAGUCUUGUCACAGAACUUCAGGAAUUCUAUACUCCAGCACCACCAAAUGAGUCGGCUGCUAAAGAGCAUCUUGCAAGACCAAUUACCCCAUCUCCACCUCCUCCCGAUAGUCCUCCACCAGACCAAUUUAAUGAAGACACUGGUGAAAUAAUUCAACAGCGGCAGACAGAGGAAGAAGAGGAACCUGUUCAAGAGCCACCUGCAGCUUUUGCAGAUCAUGAAGAAGCUCCUGAAGCUAUAGCAGAAGAAAAUAGCGAAGGAAUUUUAACGGAAGGAGAGCAACAUCUCGCCAAUGCCCCCAAUCACGGACAGUUUGAAGAAACUCCUAUAUCUGAAUCAAAACCAGAAGAGGUGGAGGUACAACAUGGCCGCCACCAAGCGAUCCAGGAAGGGGAUGAACGACAAAUGGGUACUCACAAUUUCGAUAACCUGGAUAGUGCUCAAACUGGAAUUAAUCAUGAACCACCACCACAUUCGAGUUAUUUCUCAACUAAAUCUCAUGAGGUCGAGGAGAAGACUGCAAGGUUGCCUGCUGAGUUGUUGAGCAAACCUCUGGUUGCUUCUACAACAGGGUCUGGGGAAGGUGGAAGUCUAACUGAAGAGGAAGCAGCAAUCUAUCGGGCUAAGAUGGCUGAGCAGAGGCGUCUCGCAAAAGAGCGUUUGGCGGAACAACAGCGACUUGAGGCGGAGGCCGAGAAAGAGCGCAAAGCGAAACGUGAAGCCGAUCGCCAAGCAGCUAUCGAAGCAGCUCGAGAGAAAGCCAUCGAGGAGGCUCGUUUGGCUGCUGAAGUUAGAAUGGCCAGAGAAGCUGCUGAAGAACAAGCUCGCCUUGAAGCUGAACGCAAAGCCCAGGAACGAGCCGAUAGAGAUCGACAAGCUGUAAGCUGGUCAAAAGCCGUGGCGGAUUUGUCUGAAAGUGAGGUGGAAAAGUUGGAGGCCAUGAUGCGCGAGCGUUCAGAGCGAAUUCGCAAAUCGGAGGAGGAGAGGGAAAUGAGACGAAAGCGCUUGGAGAGCAUCAUGUCUCGGGUGAAUCGCAGUGAUCGUUCACUCAGUCGGGGUGUUACCAACUCCGGUAGUACAAACAGUCUUACGAGUAGUGUGACAGGUGCCGCCAGCACCAAUGGACUUGACGAUGAUGGCCCCAGGAGUGGUGCUACUGUCAACUUCUCUCUUGGUUCUCAUAACGUAAGUUAG
Molecule: messenger RNA, 2646 nt
Organism: Rodentolepis nana
Lineage: Eukaryota; Metazoa; Platyhelminthes; Cestoda; Cyclophyllidea; Hymenolepididae
Source: the annotation of a GenBank genome assembly